Chenopodium quinoa (quinoa) is the source of this 1755-nucleotide messenger RNA. RefSeq lists its product as uncharacterized. The transcript is spliced from 4 exons. The coding region runs from base 1 to 1755 and encodes 584 amino acids. The record is from RefSeq and is a predicted model, not a curated record. Lineage: Eukaryota; Viridiplantae; Streptophyta; Magnoliopsida; Caryophyllales; Amaranthaceae.
AUGUUUGAGACAACUUGGCUUCUAGACAAAGAAUGUGAGGAGACGGUGCGCAAGGUGUGGAGUGAGGGAGCUGGUGAUAAUGUAGUAACGAAGCUGCUGACAGUUGGUAGCAAGUUGUUGGCUUGGAGCAAUGAAAAAUUUGACGAUCUUGGGCGCAAAAUUGAAGACACUGAAUCAGCUCUUCGAGCUGCACAACAGGCUACGAUAUCCCCAGCUAGCUGCGAUGAGUGUGUUCGUCUUGAUAAAGAGCUUAAUGCCCUCCAUGAGAAGCAAGAGGCGCAUUGCUUUAUUCGAUCUAGAGUGGCUGAAAUUCGGGAUGGAGAUAAAAAUAAGAGUUACUUUCAUCAUAAAGCCUUGCAAAGAAAAAAAUUAUGGGGAUUCUUGAUGAAGAUAGAGAGUGGCAGAGAGAUGAGAAGAAGAUUGAAAAGAACUAAUAUUGCCUUGAUCCCGAAAGUGAAUGAACCAAAAACUACUGCAGAAUUUAGACCCAUUAGCCCUUGUAAUGUCCUCUAUAAGCUUGUUUCGAAGGUAAUUGUGAUGAGAUUAAAAUUAAUCUUGCCCGGGAUUGUUUCGGAGAACCAGAGUGAUUUUGUGCUGGGAAGAUUAAUUACUGAUAAUGCUCUUAUUGCCUUAGAGUUAUUUCAUACCAUGAAGAAAAGGAGUAAUGGUAGGAAGGGUACAGUUGUUUUGAAAUUGGACAUGAGUAAGGCUUAUAAUAGAGUAGAAUGGGGCUUUUUGCGCAAGUUGUUGCUCAUGAUGGGUUUUGAUGGCAGAUGGGUGAACCUAGGCAUGAUGUGUGUGUCGACUGUGAAGUACUCUUUCAUUAUCAAUGGGAAAAGUCAGUCUGGGGUACUACAUGGAGCAAAAGCAAGUCGUAAUGGGCCGAUUGUCUCUCAUCUUCUCUUUGCAGACGAUAGUCUUCUUUUUGCUAGAGCUAAUCAACGGGAAUGCGAAGCCAUAGUUGAUGUUCUCAACAAGUACGAAGUAGCAUCCGAUCAGAAAAUUAAUUAUGAAAAGUUGGAAGUUUCUUUUAGCAAAGGUGUUAGACAAGAUCAAAGAGAUGAAUUGAUGAGUGUUUUGAAUAUGCGACAGGGAUGGAAAGAUAAACUUUUAUCUCGUGCCGGGAAAGAAGUACUUUUGAAAGCAGACAUUCAAGCUAUUCCAACAUAUUUAAUGGGAGUUUAUAAAUUUCCAUGCUCGGUCAUAGAGAAGAUUGGAAGCGCGAUGGCUAGGUUCUUUUGGGGUCAAAAGGGUACGAGAAGAAAGGUUCAUUGGCGGAGUUGGGCGGCAAUGUGCACUCCUAAAUGUCAAGGAGGGAUGGGUUUCCGUGAUUUAAAUGUAUUUAAUGACGCCUUCCUUGGUAGACAAGCGUGGCGCCUUGUUAUUAAGGAUGAUUCUCUCCUUAGCAAGGUAAUGAAGGCCAAGUACUACCCAAAUUGCAGUUUUCUUGAUGCAUCUCUCGGUUAUGUGGGUAGCUACUCAUGGAGGAGUAUAUGGAGCUCGAAAUCGCUUGUUAAGGAAGGUGUUAUAUUGCGUAUAGGGAAUGGAUCGACAGUGAACAUUUGGGAGGAUCCUUGGGUUGCGGACAAGUCUAGGAGAUAUGUCACAACCGAGCCAUGUAAAGGUUUGAACCAGGUUAGCGAUCUAAUUGAUUUUAGUAGAUUUGAGUGGAAUGUGGAUUUAAUUUCUUCUCAUUUUAACGAGAGGGAUAAAAAAAUGUAUUCUCCCUAUUCCGCUAAGUUUAAGGGAACCUAA